AUAAUUAUUCAAAUAAUUUUGUCAGAUAUCAGUGCAUCUUUUCUGUUCACAAUAUUCCUUGGUAAGUAAACUACUAUAUGCUUGAAAAAACAUACAGCUUAAAACCCAAGCUGGGGGUAUUUUGGUAAAUCAAAUUGGCUUUUGUUCUAACCUGUAUAACAAAAUGGCAGUGAUAAUUUUUGUGGUUAUUUUCUUUUCUGUGGACAUCUUUUCUGUGAAAAUUAUUUUCCACAGGAGAAUCUUUUGUCCACAGGAGAUAACAAUGUUGCAUUAAUUAACAAAUAAAUAUGACGCGUGCCAAAGUUUUUAAUAGCCUAAGUAUUAAUUUACACUCGAGCAUUAUUUUGCAUGGAAAACUGCACUAAAGCAUUAAUUUCUUUCAUCUUUUUCUUUCGCUAGACAAUAUGUGAUGCAUGAAAUUCAUAUUGUUUUAGGUAAAAUGCCUCAUACAAGUAGAUCAAGGUCAAAUUUAAGCGAAGAAGAAAAAAAGAAACGUCGUCGUGAGCAAAAAAAGUUGAGUAUGCGUAGAGCUCGAGCCAAAAUGGACACCGCAGCUCUGGAAGAAAGGCGUAGAAAAGAUAGAGAGCGGUAUCAACGUAAAAAACAAGAUGGACUGAUUAAAACUAUUGCUGACUACACACCAAGACAGCAACGCCAAAUUAGAAAAAUGUGGCGUGAAAAAGCUAAGGUUAGACGUGAGAAAGAGAAAAUCAGAAAACAAACCAAUAAAAUACUUCUAAAUACACCACCUUCCAGCCCAAGUUCUAGUUUUUCGAGGGUAGAAUUAGGAAGAGCAGUGAGCGCAAGAAAUAGACGUAGACUAAAAGCAAAAAAUGAUUAUUUAUCUUUUAGAUUACAGUUAUUGGAAAAAAAAUUAGCUAAAUACAGGAUGAGAAUUUUAAGACUGAAAAGAAAAAAAUAUCAAAGUGAUAAUUCUGAUAAAAUUAACGUGAAGCAAACGAUACAUGACUUUUUACUUGAAGAUGAAAAUAGUAGACUAACUGCUGGUAAAAAGGAGACAAUCACGCGUCGAAAGAUAAAGCAGCAAAUACGCUUUUUAAACGACUCUCUUCUUAAUCUCUUCAAGAUAUUUGUCUCUAAAACUGGAUUAAAUAUUUCUUAUGAGACCUUUCGGCGUCACCGGCCAUUUUGGGUAUUAUCUCCUAAAGUAGCAUCAAGAAAUACCUGUUUAUGUCGUACCCAUACUAAUAAUGAUUUUAUAGUUUAUGCUCUUCAUCAAGCAAAGAUAAUACCCCAUUCUACUGCUACUGAUGUUGCUAAGAGUCUUUGCUGUAAUAAUGUACUUGAUGUUUCAUGUUUAGAACGCAAUUGUUCACAAUGUAUUGGGAAAUAUGUGAAUUUCAAUACGAUUAAUCGUUUAGAUACAAUAAUUUAUCAAAGAUGGGUAACUAAAAACGUAAAUGUUGUCAUCAACGGUCAAGAGAGAAAACUAAAAAAAACCUAUAAAGAAACAGUAAAGACAACUCAACAGUUACUUCUUAAUACUUUAAAAGUAAAUUUGCCUAUAUUUAUGCAACAUCUUGCAAAUAUUAUUAACCAGUAUAAAGCUAUUCGACAAAUAAAACAAAAUCUGACUUCUGUAGAUGGUUUACUACAUAUUGAUUUUUCUGAAAAUUAUUCAUUUAAAUAUGGCACCGCAAUUCAGUCUGCACAUUUUGGGGGGUCUAAAGAGCAGUUAUCUAUGCAUACUUGUGUGUAUUAUUCUUUUCAAAUACCACACAAUAAAAUACAAACAACAUCUAUUUGCACAGUUUCUCAGAAUUUAAGACAUGAUCCCGUUCUUAUUUGUGCCCACUUAAAACCCGUUAUUGAACAAAUUAAAUUAAUUACUCCAGAUUUAAAAAAUCUUCAUAUAUUAAGCGACGGACCCUCCACCCAAUACCGAAACAAGACAAUGUUUCAAAUGAUAGCGAAUUAUCUUGGUAAUAUUACCAAUGCCGAAACAAUCACAUGGCAUUUUACAGAAACAGGUCACGGAAAGGGUGCUCCAGACGGUGUUGGUGGAUGUCUCAAAAGAAUCUGCGAUAAGGCCGUUGCAAAUGGGAGAGAUAUUGUCGAUAUUGAUUCUUUUGUUGACUGCUCAAAAGAAAAUUGCAAGGGCAUCGUAGUUAUUCCCAUUGAUGAUACGAAUGUGCUCGAUAUACAAAAUAUAGCAGAUGCAAUUACUGUUCGCCCUUUCAAAGGAACAUUCAAACUACAUCAAAUUGCUUGGAGCAUUUUAGAACCAAAUAUACUUCACGCGAGAAGAUUGAGCUGUAUAGAAUGUGCUGCAAAUACUAAAUGUUCUCAUUUUGAAAUUGGCCAAAUACUAGUGCAGCAUGUCGAGUCAUAUGGAAGUCCAUCAAAUCUGCCACGAAGAGUUAUAAUAGCUAGCCCUAUUGUCUCUUCUCCCAAUACCGCAUCAGCUUCCACAGUCACUAGAUCCAGGACACCAGAAUCGAUUGGACCUUCUAACGACACACCAUCACCAGAACCUCUGAUAAGCAGACGUCAACCACUUACUCCAAGAAAAAAGCUUAAUUUAGAAGAUGUAUCAGAUGAUUCUGAUUUUAUGACAUCACCAUCGGCAAGACGACCUCGAAAACGUUCAGGAUUAUUUAUUGAAAGUGAUGACAGUGACACAAACAGUUCACCACCCAAGAAUUGCAAAAGGCGUUUAGCUAUAUUUAUUGACACUGAUAGUGAAAACUCACCACCCAAACCAUGCAAAAGACCAAUUGGUAAAAAUUAUUUUAGCGAUGAUAGUAUUGGUAAAAUUUUUUGAACAGAUUCGUUUUACGUUAUAGUUUCGUUUGUUUAUUGAGUUGAUUUGAUUUGAAUUUGUUGAAUAGUUCACAACUUAAGUAUUUAAAAUAUCAAUAUAAAGAAACAAUGUAUGUGGUUGUUUUAAUAAUUAUAGCAUGUAUAAUUAAUAUAUAUGUUUUUACUAUUCGUUAUAAAACAGUAUAAAGUAUG
Diatraea saccharalis (sugarcane borer) is the source of this 2976-nucleotide messenger RNA. The record is from the annotation of a GenBank genome assembly. NCBI's taxonomy places the organism in Eukaryota, Metazoa, Arthropoda, Insecta, Lepidoptera, Crambidae.